UGCAGUCCACACUCCUGACCAGUUGGUGGUGGUAAUGCAUCAAAUCGUUACGUCUGAUCCGCCGCCGAAGAAGAAGAAGACGAAGAAGACCACAUCUGCACUGCAACGUUAUGUGGUGUUUCUUGGUCAGUGGUCAGAGAGUAUAGCUGAUUCACGUUCUUUUGAGACCAGCUCGCGGGGAGGAAAGACGGGGUGGAAGAAGGAUCGGACAAAAACCUUUUAUCGAGGGAAGCCUCGUGGGGAAGGUGGGACCAUAGAGAUGACCGAUGGCUGUAAUCGGAAUGAGUUUGAGGAGGAAGAGGAGAUGUUGUUUUCAGACGGCGACUCUCCAAGCUUGUUGCGGGACCUUCCUGCCUACCUAACCAGAUAUGCUGCCGAGAACCUUCCUACAACUAAUUCAGGUUCCCAAAUUGUUGAUAAAGAGAUGGAAAAUAAAAAGGAGGUGGAUUUGAAUCAGCUCAAACCCCAGGAGCCAGCGAUGUCCAGCUGUAUGCAGUCUGAAUCAGUCUUGAAAACUAAUGCUCGGCAAAGGUCAAAGUUCCCAAGUCUGAAGUAUCUUCACAAGAGAAAUGGGAAGGGUGAGACACAUCUUCACAAAGCAUGCAAGAGAGGAGACCUGGUUCAGGUCAAAAUGCUCAUUCAGGCCGGAAUCAACGUCAACACGGAGGAUUAUGCAGGCUGGACAGCUCUCCAUGAGGCGUCCGCUCUGGGUGAUGGAGCAGUGGUGGAGGAGCUGCUGAAGGCCGGAGCCAAUGUAAAUGCCAGGAGCUGUGAUGGUGUGACGCCGCUACAUGAUGCUGUUUCUUCUGGAAACUAUCAGGUGGUGCAGUUUCUCCUCCAGAACGGAUCAAAUCCAAGUGACAAGAACGUUGGUGGCCUCAGUGCUCUAGACAUGGCAAAGGAGGAGAAUAUCAAGGAGCUGCUCAGGUCUUUCCAGGCAUCCACUGCAGUACAGCAGUCAUCUGGUGUAACCGUAGAACAAUGCAGACAACCAGGUGCCACGUCCUCGGUAGCUCGCUGCCUCUCAGAGCUCCCUCAGAGCUUCGGUCGGAGCUGCAGCGACUCAACAAACCUUCAGUCCAGACAAUCAGACGACAGAGUUGAAGCACAACAGCACAACGAUGCUCAGCAGAGAAAAGAAGACAUAAUUGUUGAUAUUGUGAGUCAUUCAGCAGCUGUAACAGCGGUUUUGGAGGAAGUCAGGAAGAAACAAAUAGAAAUGUCAGUUUGGCCUCUAAUGGAUCUAAAUGAUGCAGGCAGGUAUGCUGAAGGUUUAACACAGAUCCAGAGUGUGUUAUCCGAUGUGCUCGCCAAGCAACGUUUGGAGAUGGACAGUCUCUCCCAGAAAUACCAGAGAGUUCCUGACUCCCUUCGCCAGCGUGUGCUAAAGAGUCAGUUCAUCUCCCUUGCGUCACUUCAGAGGAGCUUAAUGGAAAUCCUACAGAAGCAAAUACAUCUGGAAGAAGCAUAUAAACAAGUAAAGGCCAAACAUUCAACUCAGCCUUCAAAUCAAAGAGUCAACAACACACUGAGACAGCAGCUGGAUCGAUGCUCCGCCCCAGUUUCCACACCAGAAUCUUAUAAACCCAGAGAAGCUCUCAGCUGUCAUGGAGACAGGAACCAGAGCCAUGCGAUGGUUACUCAGCCCGAUUCGUUGAGAUGUUUGUUCUCCCAGGAUAAGAGCGCUCCCACACACCCUGAUCUGCAGAAUGACACAGCCAGCAGCUGUCAUAGUACCCCGCAACUCGAAACAACUUUACAACAUGCCAGCUUCAAGAUGAAAGGAAAGAAAGCACUGAUACAGGCAAGGGCUGAAGAGGACAGAGGAUAUCUCUGUCGGCUUGUACAGCGGGGAGUUGUGGCGCCUGGAAGUGCUCUACAGCUGGUUUGGAAGGGUAAACAGCAUCUUGCUUUUGUACAAGCUGAUGGCUCCAUGAUGAGUAAAGGCAAGCUGCACCAGACUCCAGAACGGUGGAUGGAGUCCAUCAUUGGUAAUAACAUCCCCAUCAGCUCAACAUAUGCUUUGAACAAGGUGACAUUCAGAGACAAACCUUUGUCCUACUACAUACUAAAUAUUCACGCCAAAGAAAACGCAUCACAAGCUUGUUUAGAGGAUGAUGAUGCGUCUACUCAGGCAGAGCUGAUUCCAGAGGCAAAAAGUAUAAAUCAACUACUGAAGAAAAUCAAAAUCAUCCAUUUGGUGGAUGAUGAUGAGCUGCUGCCAAGUGCCAUCAUGGACUUCUACUGGGACAAGCUGUUAAAUCAAGACUCCUCAGAGUUUGACAACUGGGAGAGUGAGCUGUAGAGUAAUUCUGUCCAGAACUUUGUUUGUUAUAAAGAUUGAACUCUGUGAUUUUUUUUUUCUUGUUCAGUCUUUUCAGAGUUGGAUGGAUUUAUUGUAAACACGGUGGCCUCAAGCAUUAGAAAAAAUCACCAAGUUAUAAUUUAAUCUAAGACACACAGCGUCUUCUUUUAACUGUUGUACCAUCAAUAGGUCUGGAUAGAACUGAUUGGCACAAAUUAGUCAGUAAAAUCUGGUUUAUUUUUAUUUUAAGCAUCCUUCACAACCUGUUUGUAAAUGAGGAUAAGAAGUGAUUUUGGUGUUCAUUGUUGCACCUCAUAGACGUUGGUGUUUUUAAGCCUAAGCUUUAGAAGCCUGCAGGAUUGAUCUUUGUUUUUAUCUUGUUGUCAUCGUCAGAGUUGAGUUUUUGUGGCGCUUACAACCAGUUUCUCAUUGGCUACUUCAUAUUUCUCAUGUUGUAACUUAUUUUCCUCUUCUAGGGAGUUAUAACUUAUACUAGUGGAGUUUUCCUCUAAGUACUACUGUUAGUCACUGUAUUAGACUGAAUGAAAACUUUCAUCGGUUAUCCUGUAAUCUGUGAUGUGUGGAAAAAAAUAAACCCCACGUUAAUCUGAAUUUCUUCAAUUUCAGACUCCAAACUGCUCCAAAACUGGUAUGUUGGAGUCUUUUUUGCCCUGAUUUUUGGUUUUCUAAUAAAAUGCAUCGAAAAAUCAA
Messenger RNA from Melanotaenia boesemani (Boeseman's rainbowfish), 3016 nucleotides. Its product is annotated as gastrula zinc finger protein XlCGF57.1-like. Lineage: Eukaryota; Metazoa; Chordata; Actinopteri; Atheriniformes; Melanotaeniidae. Gene Ontology annotation, molecular function: protein binding; DNA-binding transcription factor activity, RNA polymerase II-specific; RNA polymerase II cis-regulatory region sequence-specific DNA binding. The transcript is spliced from 13 exons. Gene Ontology annotation, cellular component: nucleoplasm; nucleus. Gene Ontology annotation, biological process: regulation of transcription by RNA polymerase II. The record is from RefSeq and is a predicted model, not a curated record. The coding region runs from base 35 to 2305 and encodes 756 amino acids.